Molecule: messenger RNA, 1767 nt
Organism: Salvia splendens (bonfire salvia)
Lineage: Eukaryota; Viridiplantae; Streptophyta; Magnoliopsida; Lamiales; Lamiaceae
Exons: 6
Coding region: 494-1510 (338 amino acids)
Molecular function (GO): sulfotransferase activity
Source: RefSeq, a predicted model, not a curated record
UAAUGAGUUGUGGAAAAAGCAUCAAGCUUUGUCAGCGCCAGCCAUUUGCACGCCUCAAAUCCCACUCUUGUAAUUACUGUUUUUAAUGAAACGAGAGAGGCCCUUCUUCUACAUUUAACUGAAAUUCGCCAAAAAUGUAAUUCCCACUCAUCAAAAUUCAGACACAACUCAGAUUCCAUGUUUUAAUAAAUUAUACAGAGCAGAAUAGGAAAAUUUAGAAAUAGUAGCAACGGGAUGAGCGCCACCAGCUGUUUGUCAUUAUUGUUUUUGUUUUUUAACGAGGAGGAGCUUCACCGCUCCCCCCUUCUAAUUCUGCCUCCGACUCAAGUCAAGUACCCUUGAAUUCUGUUCUUGGUAACAUCUAUAUAUGAAUUGCAUUGUUCAAGGGAAAAUAAAAUGUGUUCUUGGAACUAGUGGAGGAGUAGCUGAAGAGAUUUGAGCUAAUUUCAGAAGAGCCCUUUUGGUUUUUCUUCAUUCUUGAGAGUUACUUACUAUGGCCGAAGAAAUCUGUCUUUUCACAAAGGAUUCCAUAAUCAUAAAACCUCCCAAGAAAUCUCUGGCUUCGAUGAGGAUGCUAGUCUUAGUAUUUGCUAUGGCCUGUGGCAUUUAUAUCUGUUCAGUAUGUUUAAAACAAACAAAGUACCACGACAUAGAAGUUAGUCAGAGGCAAUGUCUUGAUAGCACCAUUAGUAUGCCUCAAACUCCAAUCUGGCACUACCCGAAGCCCACUUCAUUUAGCAGGGCUGAAUGUGCUAAUAAUCCAGUGCGGCUUUUUGCUAUUCUAUCGAUGCAAAGAUCUGGAAGCGGAUGGUUUGAGACAUUGUUGAACAACCACACCAAUGUAAGCUCAAAUGGGGAGAUAUUUUCUGUUAAAGAAAGAAGAAGCAAUGCUUCUUCAAUCAUGUGGACUCUGGAUAGAGUUUACAAUUUGGACCUGUUCACAAGUGCUUCCAAGAAUGAAUGCUCAGCCGCAGUUGGCUUCAAGUGGAUGCUUAACCAGGGUUUGAUGCAGUACCAUAAGGAAAUUGCAUAUUACUUCAACGACAGAGGUGUUUCUGUAUUGUUCCUUUUCCGGAGAAAUCUUCUUAGGCGGAUGGUUUCUGUUCUUUCCAAUUCUUACGACCGCUAUGCCAAACUCCUAAAUGGGACACACAAGUCUCACGUGCACUCACAUGAAGAGGCUGAGGCUCUGUCCAAAUAUAAACCAGAAAUCAACUCAACAUCGUUAGUGAAGGAUUUAAAGACCAUGGAGAAUAUGUUCUUGGAGGCACUGGAGUAUUUCAGCAGCACAAGGCAUAUGAUUUUAUAUUAUGAAGAUCUCAUAAAGAAUCGAACCAAACUGAUGGAUGUUCAAAGAUUUCUUGGGCUACCGGAGAUGGAUUUAAGCAGCCGGCAGGUGAAGAUACAUCGAGGAUCAUUGUCGGAGCAUAUCAAGAAUUGGGAUGACAUCGACAAGACUCUACGAGGAACGGUAUACGAAAGCUUCCUCAGCACUGACUACAGUAAUUAGAGUUAAGAGUCCAUUAAUUUGAAACUGAUGUAUUGUAGGAGAGUCUCACAUUUUUGGCAGGUGAUCAAUGCAAUUGUUGAUCUCUGUUUCCAAUCCAAUUGUUCAAAGCCUUUUUUCUUUUAUCACUUUCUUUGUUUUUCUUUAUUAUUUUCUAAGGCACAUAGGAUGUAUAGGUCUGUGAUUUGUGCAUAGACAUACAUAGAUGUGAAGCCAACCUACAGCGCCAUCAAUCGAUUUCAUCUGUGCAUUUUUAUCUA